Xiphias gladius (swordfish) is the source of this 3483-nucleotide messenger RNA. RefSeq names its product retinoic acid receptor, alpha a (gene raraa). The coding region runs from base 947 to 2314 and encodes 455 amino acids. Gene Ontology annotation, biological process: cellular response to corticotropin-releasing hormone stimulus; retinoic acid receptor signaling pathway; regulation of transcription by RNA polymerase II. NCBI's taxonomy places the organism in Eukaryota, Metazoa, Chordata, Actinopteri, Istiophoriformes, Xiphiidae. Gene Ontology annotation, cellular component: transcription regulator complex; nucleus. Gene Ontology annotation, molecular function: RNA polymerase II cis-regulatory region sequence-specific DNA binding; nuclear glucocorticoid receptor binding; nuclear receptor activity. The transcript is spliced from 8 exons. The record is from RefSeq and is a predicted model, not a curated record.
GUGGAGCCAAAUGCCCCAGCUGCUGUGCCUUGUCACAUUUCUGCAGAACAUGAUAGCGGCACGGUUCGGUGUGGGAAUGUUUUAGCCUCCUCUCUCCAAACACAAACAAGGCGGUGGUGCCUGUUUCAGGCGGACCCGGAUUUCAGAGAGCAGGCUCCGACCGAGGGAAGCCGCCGGUUGUCGUGGCGCACGGAGGGAGACCGGUUCAUUGGCGGCGCUGACAGGAGUCAGACCCACGGCGGGCGCAAACGGGACAACCGACCGUAACCCGAAGGACAAACUGCAACUAGACGGGAUUUCCUCUCUGAUCCGAUUUGAGCCCUCUUCCCGUCGACAUAUAUGUAUCUAUAUAUAUUUGUUACUGCGCUGUCGACGCGGACUUUGCAGAUCCGCGCUCUCUCCUCUCUGGGAUUCUAUCGGGGUUGUUCUCUCCCUGUGGCGUGGAUACAGCCUCGGAUGUCGCUCUCCGUUUGAGCAAGGCCGACCGGAGCGAUACAUUCUGCUGAAGUUAUCGGGCUGGUUUCCGAUCAGUUGUGUGUGUGUGUGUGUGUGUGCCGUGCUCCUGCGUUGGACACCAUGCAGACUGCUCCCUCGAAUAAGGGUUUCAAAUUGAGCGCAGCCGAUUAGGCUAUUUCGGACACCGAUUCGAUGCCCGAUUUUGGUCCUUGGUCAACGCAGCGCUACGAGGAGAUGCCAGAUGUUCAGAUGUCCCCGCUGUGUUUGGAUUUAUCACUUUUCCUUCGAUUUUAAUGCAGCCCCCCCUCCUCCCCGUUUGGCCCCCUCAGUUUCUACCUCUGCGUGUGGCGAGCUGAAAACCACAAAGCUCGUGUGUCCCUGCGUUCGCGACUCUAGUCAGGUUUCUUUUUUCCGUUUUUGUUUUGUUUGUUUUUUUUGUUUUGUUUGUUUGUUUUUUUGACACUAAUCCCCCGCUGUCGCGCUGCUUCGUAUGAUGUAUGAGAGCGUGGACGUUGUGGGACUGAAUCCCAGCCCGAACCCGUUUUUAAUGAUGGAUUACUACAACCAGAGCAGAGGAUGCUUGAUCCCGGAGAAAGGACUGGUGCCCGGAGCGCCCCAUCCCUACAGCACGUCCAUCAGGAACCAGCACUGGAACGGCUCCAAUCACUCAAUAGAGACCCAGAGUACCAGCUCAGAGGAGAUAGUGCCAAGCCCGCCCUCACCUCCCCCACCGCCCCGCGUCUACAAACCCUGCUUUGUGUGCCAGGACAAGUCCUCAGGGUACCACUAUGGUGUCAGUGCCUGCGAGGGCUGCAAGGGCUUCUUUCGGAGAAGCAUCCAGAAGAACAUGGUGUACACUUGUCACCGGGAGAAGAACUGUAUCAUCAACAAAGUCACCCGCAACCGCUGCCAGUAUUGCCGGCUGCAGAAGUGCCUGGAAGUCGGGAUGUCCAAGGAAUCGGUGAGGAACGACCGGAACAAGAAGAAAAAGGAUGAGAAGAAGCAGGAGUGCACAGAGAGCUAUGUGCUGAGUCCCGACACAGAGCAGAUGAUCGACAGGGUUCGCAAGGCACACCAGGAUACUUUCCCCUCUCUCUGCCAGCUGGGCAAAUACACUACGACUAACAGCUCGGAACGACGUGUAUCCUUGGACGUAGACCUGUGGGACAAGUUCAGUGAACUCUCCACCAAGUGCAUCAUAAAGACAGUGGAGUUUGCUAAGCAGUUGCCCGGCUUCACAACGCUUACCAUUGCCGACCAGAUCACUCUGCUCAAAGCCGCCUGUCUGGACAUCCUGAUACUGCGGAUCUGUACACGAUACACACCAGAGCAAGACACCAUGACUUUCUCAGAUGGACUCACGCUAAACCGAACCCAGAUGCACAAUGCCGGCUUUGGUCCUCUUACCGACCUGGUCUUUGCCUUCGCCAACCAGCUCCUGCCUCUGGAGAUGGACGAUGCAGAGACAGGACUGCUCAGUGCCAUCUGCUUGCUGUGCGGAGAUCGCCAGGACUUGGAAGAGGCAGAGAAGGUGGACAUCCUGCAGGAGCCCCUUCUGGAGGCGCUGAAGAUUUACGUAAGGAAGAGGAGGCCCCACAAACCGCACAUGUUCCCAAAGAUGCUCAUGAAGAUCACUGAUCUGAGAAGCAUUAGUGCUAAAGGAGCUGAGCGUGUCAUCACCCUGAAGAUGGAGAUCCCCGGUUCCAUGCCCCCUCUCAUCCAGGAGAUGCUGGAGAACUCGGAAGGUCUGGAAAGUGGUGCCGCAGGCGGCCGGCCCAGUGGCGCCCCCCCAGGCAGCUGCAGCCCCAGUUUGUCCCCCAGCUCUGCCCAAAGCAGUCCAGCCACACAAUCACCGUAGUAGCGGCCCACCUUUUUAUUUUUCCUCACAAUGCUCUCCUUGUCCUCCGUCAAUGUUUUGAAGAGGAGGGGUGAAGGAGGGGGGGGGCCUGACCGUGACUGCUGAACACAGGAGACUGACAGAGCCAACCUCCUCCUCUCCCAUGACACAAAUCCCCACCCUCCUGAUCUGCUUUCCUUCACUUUGGAGCACUGUCCUGACAUGAGGGGAGGUAAGGCCGGGGCAGGCCGGGGCAACAGGAUGCCUCCGAGAGACCACACCGUAAACACUGCUGAUGACUCUUCCUCCUUCUCCCUCCACUCUCCUCUCCACUGGUGCUUCUCCUCUCUCCACCUUUCUCCAAAAGACUGAUUGAAACCAAUCUGGAUGCAGUGGAGACCAGUUUUAAAUGGGACUGAGACUGGGUGAGGCAUCGUGGGACAAAUAUAUGGACAAGGACAGUGCAUACCGACUGACUUGACAAACACCAGACACUUUCUUUGUUGUACUCUGAAGCAGACUGCAAGCUUGGGACUUGUCAAAAGACCCCCCUCCUCAAAGACUCCGGGUCUUUUCUCUUUUUCCAACUUCAAAAAACAGAUUUCGUACAAAAGAUAUAUAAAUAUAUAUAGAAAAGUUAAGGAACUAUUGUGAUUGACAUGUCCAGAACAGAAUGGCAGGUUGAAAUGAGGACAUGUUUUCUGAGAUUAGAAAUUGUUGUACUGCUUCACUGUUUGAAUCUUUUCGUACCCAUCAAGAGUAUUUGGGGAGAUGUUUCAAUUUUAUCACAUUUCUACAUCAUUCUGAUUAACAAAAAGCAAAAGAUGUUGAAAUUUCUCUCCAGUCUACACAUACAAACACAAAAACUCACACAUAAAAACACACACACACACACACACACACACACACAUAAACACACACACACACACACAAAUGUGCACAGAAAACAAGUCGCAAUGAGUAUCACCUACUAUUCCAGGUUGGAUUUGUUUUCCUCUUUUCUUUUUUUUCUUUUUUUUUUUUUGCUUCCAAGAGAAUGGAAAAAAUGAUUGUAUGAACUCGGUUGUAUGAUAUGGUCACAGGUCCUUUCAAGAAAUCAAAUUAAUGAAGAUUCAUUAUUAAGGUGUAUUUUAAGUAGCCUUUGAGUUUUUGUAUAUAAGCUGUAUUCAUUUCUUUAAAACUAUGAAGAG